Harmonia axyridis is the source of this 1021-nucleotide messenger RNA. RefSeq lists its product as uncharacterized. The transcript is spliced from 3 exons. The record is from RefSeq and is a predicted model, not a curated record. Lineage: Eukaryota; Metazoa; Arthropoda; Insecta; Coleoptera; Coccinellidae. Bases 411 to 980 code for a protein of 189 amino acids.
AGCAUUCACUCCGGCAUAUCUAAAUUAUGGAAGGGAACUACGCAUCCCCAAAGCCAUAUAUGCCACGGAACCCAAGAAUCAAGGAUCUGGAGAUCCCAACGAGAACACCGAAGAAAGAGGAGAAAGUUUGACUCACCGUACAGAGCAGAUUCAACAUCUACUGGAGGCCUAUGAGUUUGUAAGGACCAACCUAUACAGGGCAUUUAAUCGACAAGCUCAUAACUAUAACCUACGACGUAGAGAGGUUCGUUUCCAGGUAGGCGAUCAAGUGCUUCGUCGUACACAUCACCUAUCAUCCGCCGUUAAUAACUUCGCAUCUAAGUUAGCUCCAAAGUUUGAAGGGCCAUUUCUUGUUGUGAAGGUGAUUUCACCAGUUAUUUAUGACCUGAAAGACCGGUCAGGCAAAGAGGAUGUCAGAGAGUCUGCAUAGUCGCUGGGCAGAAAUCCGGUGGGGAGAUGAGGUGGUGUACGAGCCACGAAGCUCAUCACCGGAGACAAUACCGGAAGUACCGGUGUUGAGGAGAAGAACGGUGACAGAGGUGAGGAUGUCUAGAGCCCCCCAGAGCUCGGUGUCGUCCGUUAGAGGGAGAAAUUACCUAGCCGGAGUAGAGAGAGUGAUGAAGAGGACCACUACGCAGUCCACACAGACCCCCCCUUUGUGCCAGCUGCGUGCCCAUCAAACCACCCCGGCCCCCAAGAGUGUUCGUACAGUAGGUACGAUGGGAUCUAAGGUCUAUCUGGAGGUGAGAUCCAACACGUGCUGGAAGUGCGGCAAGACAUGCCCCUCGCGGCAGAAGUGUCGAGGUCCACCACUCCUAUUUUGCAGCAGAUGUGGUUUGAUGGGUACGCAGACCAGGUACUGCGAGUGCGUACCCAGGAAACUGGCCCCACGACCGCCAGCAACUAGGUCGGAACAACCAGCCAGGCAUCCAUGUGCAAGAUGCACAGAAAGGGAGGCCAUGCAGCGGAAAAUGAGAUAGAAAAAAAAAGAAUGAUGGGAAAAAUAGAAUUAAAAAGAAGA